This is a messenger RNA of Serinus canaria (Common canary), 1828 nucleotides long. RefSeq names its product neutrophil cytosolic factor 2 (gene NCF2). The transcript is spliced from 15 exons. The coding region runs from base 140 to 1693 and encodes 517 amino acids. Gene Ontology annotation, molecular function: protein binding; superoxide-generating NADPH oxidase activator activity. Gene Ontology annotation, cellular component: NADPH oxidase complex. The record is from RefSeq and is a predicted model, not a curated record. Lineage: Eukaryota; Metazoa; Chordata; Aves; Passeriformes; Fringillidae. Gene Ontology annotation, biological process: phagocytosis; respiratory burst; superoxide anion generation.
UUCCUGCCGGGUUUGUGACACGGCGGGGGAAGGCAGAAGCACGGGCAGAGGGCAGCCAGAGAGGCCGAGCUGCGCCACAAGGAAGGACAGACACAGGGCGAGACGACACGGGGAUCGUACAUCCCUCUCCCACCACGCCAUGUCCCUGGUGGAGACGAUCCGGCUGUGGCAAGAAGGGGUGUGUGCAGCGGACAGGAAGGAGUGGAGCGCUGCCCUGGAUGCCUUCACGGCCGUCCAGAACCCCUCAGCCAAAAUCUGCUUUAACAUCGGCUGCAUCCAGCUUGUCCUGGGGAAGCUGGCGGAGGCGGAGGAGGCGUUCACCCGGAGCAUCGGCUGUGACAAGCACCUGGCUGUGGCUUAUUUCCAGCGGGGGACCGUGUUUUACCGGAGCCAGAACCACGGAAAGGCCAUUGAGGAUUUCAAAGAGGCGCUGGCUCAGCUGCGAGGCAACCAACUCAUUGACUACAAGAUCCUGGGGCUGCGCUACCGGCUCUUUGCCUGCGAGCAGAUUCUCUACAACAUUGCACUGGUGUACGCCACAACAGAGAACUGGGAGAAGGCUGAGGAGCACCUGACCCUGGCCAUGAGCAUGAAGAGUGAGCCCCAGCACAACAAGAUAGACAGGGCAAUGGAAGCCAUCCUGAAGCAGAAGCUCUGUGAGCUGGUGGCCAUUCCUGCAGGGAAGCUGUUCAGGCCAAAUGAGAAGCAAGUGGCCCAGCUGGAGAAGAAGGACUACCUGGGAAAGGCAAUGGUGGUGGCCUCUGUGGUGGACAAGGACGAUUUUUCAGGAUUCGCUCCCCUGCAGCCACAGGCCUCUGGUCCUCCACCCAGGCCCAAGACCCCAGAAAUCCUCAGGGCCCUCAGAGGGCAGCCACACCGUGUCAUGUUCGAGUUCAUUCCUGAGACUGAGGAGGAGCUGCAGGUCCUGCCAGGAAACAUUGUCUUUGUCCUGAAGAAAGAGAAGGACAAUUGGGCUACAGUGAUGUUCAAUGGAAAGAAAGGGAUUGUCCCCUGCAACUUCCUCGAGCCUGUGGAGCUCCAGAAUAAGCUGCAUAUCCAGGAAGAAACCCCUGUGGAAGCUGAGAUCCCUGAGUCACCCACCUGCAGUGUGCCCGAGAAGCCGCGGCGGCUGGCACCAGACUACGUUCCUGCUACCGUGGCGCAGCCAAGAGACACAGCAAAGGAGGCUGAACCAACUGUCCUCAAGGUGCAUUACAAAUUCACAGUGGCCCUGAGAGUCGAUCAGGGCCACUCCUACAGGGAGCUCCUGGAGCUGGUUUGCAAGAAGCUGGAGCUGCAGCCCGAGCACACGGAGCUGAGGUACAAGCCUGUGGAAGGCCAGGAGCUGGUGACUCUGAGUGCAGAGAAUGUGGAGGCAGCCUGGAGCCAGAGCAAGGACAACUGCCUGACAGUCUGGUGCAAUGGCACAGAGGGAGAGGGGUUUGUACCAGACAGCAAACCAGAGGAGUCACUGCAGGAGGCAACACCUGGGGAGACAGGACCAAACCAUGUUGUAGCUCAGUACAGUUAUGAAGCCACCCAACCUGAAGACCUGGAGUUUCAGGCAGGAGACAUGAUCCUUGUUUUAUCCAAAGUGAAUGAAGACUGGUUUGAAGGCAAGUGCAAGGGGAGGACUGGCAUCUUCCCAUCUGCAUUUGUUCAACAGCCCAACACUGAACACCCAGAGAAGUGAUCACAGAAAAGCUUGAAGUUGUGGAGAGAAAUUAAGAAUUCAACUGUUGCCAUUAUGUAGUCUGCAUAUUAAUCCCUGCAUCUGAAAAUGAACUUUAAAUGUUAUUGCUACUUGUAUUAAAAGCUUUAUAUUUUA